Caenorhabditis elegans is the source of this 965-nucleotide messenger RNA. It is a transcript of the gene Y71G12B.23, whose product is annotated as Monocyte to macrophage differentiation factor. The transcript is spliced from 6 exons. Lineage: Eukaryota; Metazoa; Nematoda; Chromadorea; Rhabditida; Rhabditidae. The record is from RefSeq and is marked reviewed. Gene Ontology annotation, cellular component: membrane. Bases 32 to 793 code for a protein of 253 amino acids.
CCAGUUUUCAUUCUCGGCGGCUCUAUGCAAAAUGAGCGGUAGCUGUGGUAUUAUAGAUCCGGACACGCCUCCGCCCAAGGCCAUCUCCUACAAGAAUCGGCGGGCCGGCAAAGGGGAGGCGUAUGAGCCGACGUCACAUGAACACGUGGCAAAUACGGUAUCACACGCGAUCGGUAUAGGACCCACAAUUCUCGUCUUCUACUAUUUCAUGUGCGCCUACGCUCAUCGAGACCUUCAGCACAUUUUGAUGAUUAUCUAUGGAAUUUUUACCACUCUAUUGUUCACUUCCAGCACGGUUUACCACUUUUGCGAGCUUCUAUUCCGCCAGCAGAAUAAACACCGAAAACUUCGUUAUUACCUGCACAUUUGCGAUCGGGCGGCCAUUUACCUGUUCAUUGCGGCCUCAUACACACCCUGGCUCACACUUCGUCACUGCGGUCUUCCGGGCCUAAAUCUCAAAUGGAUGAUUUGGGUAUUUGCGAUUCUUGGAAUUCUCUAUCAAUACAAUUUUCACGAACGCUACAAAACUCUGGAAACAAUAUUAUACAUUCUGAUCGCUGCGGGACCAUCAGUGGCGAUAUUCACGAUGAACGAUCGAACGGGUCUCGAGUGGAUGAUGACGGGCGGUAUGAUGUAUGCCGUCGGCGUGUUUUUCUUCAAAUUGGACGGAAUUGUCGCGUUUGCGCACGCGAUUUGGCAUCUUUUUGUGCUACUCGGUGCCUCCUGCCACACGUACGCCGUCUACGCUUUUCUCUUAGGCCCCGACAAGAACAAUCCGGUGCCAGAUAUUUAGGAUUUUUAGAGAUUUUUUUUUCUAAUAGCCCCUCCUCUAGGUAUUUUGCAUUUAAAUAUUUGAAUUUCUCACUCACUCACUCACCGAAACUCGAAAAUUAUCGAUCGAUUUAUUGAUUUUUCUUGUAAAAUGGUCUCAUUUUUGCUAAUUUUGCCAUAAAUGUUUACAGUAC